This is a messenger RNA of Toxoplasma gondii ME49, 3180 nucleotides long. RefSeq lists its product as hypothetical. The transcript has a single exon. The record is from RefSeq and is a predicted model, not a curated record. NCBI's taxonomy places the organism in Eukaryota, Apicomplexa, Conoidasida, Eucoccidiorida, Sarcocystidae. The coding region runs from base 961 to 2451 and encodes 496 amino acids.
UUCCGGUUCGUCCGGAUAUCAGCAGGUUCGUAGCUUUCCUCCAUCAACUGAGGAAUCUACGCAUCAGUUGCCGCCACGCUCGAGCCUGCAGAAGUCCAAGUGGGCAUUAGGACAGUAGCAAGAUUGUGCAGGCUGAAACAUGUGCAUGCAGUCUGACCACCAAACUAGCGUCCACAUACAAAAUCUGUGAGGGCCGUGUGAACGUAGCACACCGCCAAUCGCCUUCGUCCCAUAAUUUCACCGAAUAUCUCUUGAAAGUUAUAUGCGCUUAGGCUUGGCGAUUAUCAGCACUUUAUGAGACACAACUCCCCGAGGUUCAUGCUGCAGUGAUGCUGGAGACGGUGCAGAACAGCUUCCGCGUGUGAAGAUUUUCUCAGCGUUCGCUUCGAUACCCAGUCCAUUCUAAUUUUGUCAAUUCUUGAUACGAUUAGGUGUGUCUGCUCACUUUCCCCCAUUUAUGCAACAGUUCGCGGUGGUGCCAUGAACGGAUGUGCCCGUGACCACGUUGAUUGAAAAUCGAGUGCUAACGACAAUGGUGUAUCCCUGCUUGAACUUGCUCGAUGCAUUAAAUCCAAGCCACUGCAUGGACUGGUGAGCGCACUCAGUUGCCAUCCGACUGCUGUACUACAUGCCUUGAACACCCUUUCUACGAAGAACGGUUCAAAGCCUGCCGGCAUUUCCCAGGCUGCUCGAGAGUUCAUUCAUCGGCUAUUCCAUCGGUGCAAGUAGUGAAUGAUCGAGAGCCACUCGCUUCGCACGCUGACACUACCUGCAAAAGUGGAUGUCUGCGCGCUUUAUUUUGUUGUUUCUGAAGCGCAAAAAAUGUUUUGUCGCGUUCUGGGAGCUUAUUUGGAGGGGAGUUUUUUCUUGUUUAUGUAUACUGCGUCACAGUAACUGUGAAAACUCGUCUCCGCGGGGCAUACGGUGCGGGCGUGUCACCCCGCAAGCCGCCUGCCCAAAAUGCGGGAAUCAGAGGCCUCACCCGUAAGUGGCUUUGCCACAGGUCGGAAAAAGUCGGCGGCAGUCCUGUCUUCGGAACCUUCGGGUGCAUCAAGCUCAGAAGUGCGGGAAAAUACCUCGGGCAUCUUUGCUCACCAGCUGCUCAGCCUCUCGGACCUCUUGAUCGCGGUCACCAACUUGUUCAUUCUCCAAGUAACUGUAGGGACUUGUGCGGACCGUGUUGCUCUCAUACGCGCUCGCCAGGCAGGCGCAAGCUUCCGUGAAAGCCACGCUUCUUCCUCUCAUGCAGCAACAGGAACAGAGACAUUGCCGCGUAACACGCGUGGCGACAGCGCAGAAGAACAGAGUGACUACAGUGUGGCGCUCGCGGUCGAGGACACCGGAGGCUUGGAACUUGCCGUUAUUUCUGUCUGGACGCUGGUUCUCGUCGUCGCCCUAAAAGGCGGUACUGCAAUCUACGUGCGGAGUCGGUAUGCUACACUGCAGGGCGAUUACGAGAAGAUGUCGCAAACAGCUGCAUGCGAGGAGAGUCCCAGCGAGGGAGUGAGAAGCCUUGGGUCGAUCUGUCGCUUCAUUGUGCGUCUAGGUUCGGGACGUUUUUCCCUUUCUUGCCUUCCGGCAUCAGCCUCAUAUGUCUGUUAUCCAGGAUCGAUUGCCUACCUGUACGGGCUCUGGUUGGCAACUAUCUCCUUUUUACCGGUUUUACUCGGUACUCCUGUUUCCCAGUAUGCGGCCUGUGUGCUUUUCGCUUCAUACUUGGCUUCACUUGGUCUCCUUUGUCCAGUUGCGGCUGCGGUUGUUGAGGAGAUUCGAAGGCUAGGCGUCGAAAUCGAGGCAGACAAAGGGUCUGUCACAUCUGUGCGAACAAAGCACGAAGGGCUUGGUCAUGGCCGCACAAAAAAAGAGAAAUCUUCACCUGAGGGUGUGGCACCGCCUGACGUUUUGACCAUGCCACACUUCCUGCGGGUCGUGCAUCCGUACCUGCCCGAAUGUCUCAAAGCACGUUUGCCGUUCAUUCUCUCUCCUCUCCAUCUAGGCCACCUUUUUAUCGUCGCGGCAUUCCUACCUUUUAUCACAUGCAGUUUUAGCGCAAUUCUGUCGUGCUUUUUUCUGCCUCUUGACUGGCAGACCGUGUUCAUACAUUUCCCUUUUCCGUUAAUACUGGGCGGUUCAGUCGGGCACUUUGUCGGCGCCACCGUCUCUGUGCUGCUGACGUGUUUCGUGCUUCCUUGCUUAACCAUCUGCCAGAAGUUUUUGGGGGGCAGCCUGGUGGCGGCUCCAGUUUUGCAAGACUUGCUGUUACAGCAGCGACAGCAAGAAGAGGAUAGUGACUGGGAGGAUUUCGAAAUGACAGAAACAUGUGGUGGAGGAAUAUAUCACGAAAGCGGGGCAUCCGGGAAGAUCGGUGGUGAAACACAGCUGACGGAAUCUAGUCUCCGCAGAAGGGGCAGGAGGUACGCGCCGCCGUAUGGCAGUGAUCGUCUCUCGUAGAACGUUAAAAUAUGCAGCCGACAAGCGUGCUGGUACUUUUGUAGAGGGAGUCGUGCUCCUAUUGUAGAAUCGCUUCCUCAGGGGGUGUCGGGUAGUGACAGCCUGACAUCAAGCGCACCGUCCGUGCCGUCUAACCUCUUUUGUGUGGCCUUAAAAGUAGGUCAAAGACAAGCGGGUUGGUGAGGGCCGUUUCGUUACUUCUGUGCGCGUACACAAUCACUUUUAGAUGAUUAGGUCUGGGAUAUCAGUGUUUUAUUUCGCCUUGCGGCGUGCAGUGGUGUGAAACGCAGACUGCGAGUGCAUAUAACUGCUUCGAAUUAUUCAAUGAUGGCGUUCAUGAAAAACUUUGAGAGCGAAGAUAGGUCAUUUCUGGGGUAACGACAUGCGGUUCCGCUGUGGAAGAUUGUUUCGCACUGCGCCAAACGGUGUCUCCACUUGCAUGUCACUGCAUAUGGAAUGGCAUAGCGGUGGAUUCGGUGAGUUUCUGGAGGGUGGCUUGUUUAGCAUCAGCUUCGCAGCAAGCAGAAACUCUGACCGUGAGUGUGCCCGUGCGGAAAAUACUCCGGAAGUAGUCCAAGUCAGCGUCGUAGCUGAGUGUCAUUCUGUAUGCAACCCCCGGACGUUGUCUGCGUGGUGUGCCGCUAUGUGUGCCGCAUUUAAGCGCUCUUAGAAGAUCCAUACUAUGUUUUGUAAAAUCAAAUACAUCUAUCACGUACGCAGUAGCAUUUG